Messenger RNA from Durusdinium trenchii, 300 nucleotides. Lineage: Eukaryota; Dinophyceae; Suessiales; Symbiodiniaceae. The record is from the annotation of a GenBank genome assembly.
AUGGCUGUCACACGCUCGUACAGAUCUCUGGUGGAGGCUUUGCAGAACAAGGAGGCACUUGUGGCCCAGCUGGAGUCUGAAGCCCAAGAAGCGCGUCAGCAGUCCAAGAGCCUCCGAGAGGAGGUCUUGUCCGAGGCUCUCCUGUAUGGAGCUACGGAGGAGAAUGCCUGCUUCUCAGUCGGUGCAGUGUAUGAGUAUAGUUGCUGGUUGUACAGAGGUAUUUCAAGUGACUCCAAACGUGGCGUGCUCGCAGGGAUGCCUUGGACCAGCUUUCGAACCCAGUUUCGGUCGUUUUCAUGA